Messenger RNA from Prorocentrum cordatum, 625 nucleotides. NCBI's taxonomy places the organism in Eukaryota, Dinophyceae, Prorocentrales, Prorocentraceae. The record is from the annotation of a GenBank genome assembly.
AUUCCCUCAAAACCGCCGUCGCCGUCGCCGUCGUCGUCGUUCGCCCCCUCCUUCCCUGUCCAAGGCGACACCGAUGUCGUCUUCCUCGAGGACGACGUCGCUCUCGUCGAGGACGACGACCAAGACGCCCCUCCCCCCGAAGCCGCGCGGAGCGCAGGCAGGGAGCGCGCCGGCGGGGCCUGGCUUCUGGAUGUUUGCCGUCAACUCCGUGCCGCACGCGCCGGAUUCGGGCAACUUGAGAAGCCCGCUCACGCCUACGUCCGUAGGCAAGAGCGAGUCGUGCUGGAGGAGCGACUCCUUGGAGAGCGGCUCCCAGGCGCGCAGCGACGAGGAGCAGCACGGCGACGGCAAUGGCGUGAAGGUCUCCAUCAAGAACACGUUCUUGGACCUCCACGCGGAGGAGACACGGGACCACCCGCGGAGAUCCAGAUCGGUGCCGUCCAGAGCCGCGGACGUGGCCAUGAAAGAGGGGGCCGCGCCGAAGUGCGUGGCUGGCGAGGCCGCUGGAUGCGCCGAAGGUCGAUCCUUGCUUCCGUAUUCAGCGGGCUGCUCCGUGCGCGGCGGCGAGCGGGACGCGGCCUUGGCCUCAGACUUCGCCAGCCCUGGCCACGCGUGGUUGUGCGGG